Messenger RNA from Galleria mellonella (greater wax moth), 2364 nucleotides. Its product is annotated as angiogenic factor with G patch and FHA domains 1. The transcript has 11 exons. Bases 138 to 2060 code for a protein of 640 amino acids. Lineage: Eukaryota; Metazoa; Arthropoda; Insecta; Lepidoptera; Pyralidae. Gene Ontology annotation, molecular function: nucleic acid binding; protein binding. The record is from RefSeq and is a predicted model, not a curated record.
ACGUACUAAAAAAAAAAAAAAAAAUUGGCAUCACCUGUGCAUUCCUGCAAAAAGUGCAAGCAGAAUUAAAAUUGCAAAUUAUACUUACAUUUAUAAAUUUGUUUACUUAUAUAUUAUAUAAAUUAAUAUUUAAAGUCAUGAACGUUUCAAACAUUGAAUCUAAAGGUAGCUGUGUAAAAGAGAAGUCAUCCAAGAAGUUCAACAUCCGAAGACUCCGCUUAUCAUUAAAAUAUAGACCUGAAAUUCUGAAGUUAAUCUUAAAAAUGAGGAUAUGUAUCAGAAAGAAAAACUUGAUGAUAUCAAAAUUAAAAAGCCACCUGAAGAAGGAAAAAAUUAGCAGCAGAAUAGACUCUUCAACACAGACUGAUGACUUAACAUUAAUUUCAAAUAUAAAUAGUACAGAAAAUACUCUAGAAGUAGAUUCCAAGACUUCGGGAAAGCUUGUUAAAGACUUACAUACACAAACAUUAGAUAUUAACACAAAUAGUGAUAUGAUAAAUUCAAAGACUGCCAAGUUAGAAAAUGAGGAAAAGGGAUGGAGUAUAGCUGAAGAAAAUGGUGAAAAUGAUAAAAGUAUAGCAGAUCAAGUGAAAGAGGUGGCUCAAAGUGCUUUACAAGAGUCAGGCAUGGUGUAUGUUGAGUCGGCUGGCAUGUAUUAUGAUUACAAAACAGGGUAUUAUUAUAAUCCAGAACUUGGUUUGUAUUAUCAUACAGACACAGAAUGUUAUUAUUACUAUUCAGAUGAGAAAAAAACUUUUGUUUUUCACUCAUAUCCUGAUCGCAGAGCUGUCAAUCCAGCACUGGAAGCUCAUGAAAAAAAGAAAGCCAAGAGGCAAAAAAGGGUAAUGAAAACAGAAGAAGAUCUUGAAAACCUGACGAAAAACUUCUCUCAGGAUAAAGAAGAGGAUCCAAGCGAAAAAGCCAGCAAGCCAAAACGCAAAAAGAUUAUAGAAAAGAAAAAAGAAAGUCUACCUGUUGAUCAGAAUAAUUCAGAAAAUAGUAAAAAGUCUGAUGAGAAAGAAAUAGAUAUAUUUACUGUUGAUGAAAAAGAGAAGGGCAGCACAAUAUCAGACAACCAACUUGAAGAUGGUGAAUGCAGUGAUACUGAUAGUGAAAAAUCAGAAAAUGAAGAUGUUCAAUCAAAUGCUAGUACUUCGACAGCUACUGACGAUGAAUCUGUAGCUAAACAUCACCCACCGUGCAUGCGUGUGAUUGUUCGAGAGACUAACCUACCGAAGCUCAAGAUCGGCAGUUUGUUCCUUAUUACCAAAGACGGCGGAACCAUUGGACGGGAAGGAGACCAACACGUAAUUUUAAUUAAGGACCAUAAUAUAUCAAGGACUCAUUUGGACAUACGAUAUGAUAUAACCAAUAGGUCAUAUCUGGCAACUGAUUUAGGGUCUAAAAAUGGCACUAUACUUAAUGGUGUUCGGAUGUCAGAAAGCCAAAUCGUCAGCGAACCUUUAGAAGUAUUGCAUGGUAGCACCAUACAACUGGGCGAGACUAAACUUCUCUGUCACAUACAUCCAGGAAUGGAUACUUGUGGUCACUGCGAGCCGGGAUUGUUGAUGGAAUCUCACGAAAAAGAGAAAGCGGUCGCGUAUACGCGUACGUGCAGCGUACAGAAGCAACACCAGCUGGAGUUGGCGCGGCUGAAGAACAAGUAUGCUCCACAGCCGCUCGCUAUAGAGGAGACCGCAUACAACGACAGGGCACAGGCGCGCCGCGACGCAGUCGGAUCAUCGCACCACUCUGAGAAAACACACAGCGCCGACGUCGAUACGUUUAUAGCACCAGAAAACAAAGGAUUUAAACUCCUGGAGAAAAUGGGCUGGUCGAAAGGCGAAGGCCUCGGCAAGGACAACCAAGGAGGCACAGAGCCGGUGCCCUUAAUUAGUAACGAGGGGAAGAUAGGCCUCGGAGCAACCUCGGGCGCUCCGUCUGCGCCUCCUAAGAACAUCAACCGACUCGGCUCAUCAACACUGCGCUUGGCAAACAGGAGCAAAAUGUUAAAACCACCCGCCAAAGCAUUCCAAGCUGAAGAUGAUGAUUCUGAAUAAAUUAUUCUUUUUUUAAUCUGUGUAAUGACUGAAUACAUUUAUCCUUCUCCAUCCCAUAUAGUAAGUUAAAUUUAAUAUUGAUUGAUUAAGUCUUUAGACGCUAUUUAUUUGUAUAUAGAAACAAGCAAACAAACUCACUUUCACGUUUAUAAUAUUAGAGAGAGUGCUAAUUUUCGUCAUCGAAUUUUUAUCAUCUAUCAUUAAUUCAAAUGUUAAUCUAAUUAAUAAAACCUGUAAAUAAUUCGUAUAAUAAUUUCUAAAAUUAAGUUAAUGAUUAUUUAUAUUAAAUAUAAGAAUAUAUGUG